Molecule: messenger RNA, 252 nt
Organism: Hirsutella rhossiliensis
Lineage: Eukaryota; Fungi; Ascomycota; Sordariomycetes; Hypocreales; Ophiocordycipitaceae
Product: conidiation protein 6 domain-containing protein
Exons: 3
Coding region: 1-252 (83 amino acids)
Cellular component (GO): cytoplasm
Source: RefSeq, a predicted model, not a curated record
AUGCCUACCGAAGCUCAGAUCGCCGGCGGUCACAAGGCCACCCUCAACAACCCCAACGUCUCCGCCGAAGCCAAGCAACACUCCAGGGAAGUCCUUGACAACGAAUUCAACGGUGGUGACGUUCCCAAGAGCGGCGAAGACGGGAACAAGAAUCCCGGCAACGUCGCCGGUGGACUCAAGGCGACCCUCAAAAAUCCGAAUGUAUCUGAGGAGGCAAAGGAAAGCGCCAAGCAGCGUCUAGACGCCAUGUAA